Messenger RNA from Propithecus coquereli (Coquerel's sifaka), 1823 nucleotides. Its product is annotated as riboflavin kinase. The transcript has 4 exons. The record is from RefSeq and is a predicted model, not a curated record. Gene Ontology annotation, cellular component: mitochondrion. Gene Ontology annotation, molecular function: riboflavin kinase activity. Bases 337 to 804 code for a protein of 155 amino acids. Lineage: Eukaryota; Metazoa; Chordata; Mammalia; Primates; Indriidae. Gene Ontology annotation, biological process: riboflavin biosynthetic process; FMN biosynthetic process.
CGCCGGGUCAGGUUUUGGUUCCUCCCGCUCAGUCGGGCCGCCUCCGCCGCGCUCCCCGCCUACACCUGCGAUUACUUCUGUUGCAGCCACAGCCCCAGCGGAGACGCAGCGUCUUAGUCGCUGGGCAACUUCUGUUGGGUCAGCGGCGUGAGAGAACCCACCGCGGCGUGUCAUCGGCGCCGCCGGGGCCCUGGUGCGCCCGGCCGGCCGGCACAGCUCACGCCCCUGUCUCCCGGCUGGUCCGGGGGUCCGGGCACCGCCUCAACGGCGGCUCCGCCGGACGCGCAGACCGGACCGCAGCCCGCACCGCAGCCCGCAUCCGAAGCGGACGGCGUCAUGAGGCACCUGCCGUACUUCUGCCGGGGCCAAGUGGUGCGGGGCUUCGGCCGCGGCUCCAAGCAGCUGGGCAUCCCCACAGCUAACUUUCCUGAACAAGUAGUAGAUAAUCUUCCAGCUGACGUAUCCACUGGCAUUUAUUAUGGUUGGGCCAGUGUUGGAAGUGGAGAUGUCCACAAGAUGGUGGUGAGCAUAGGAUGGAACCCGUACUACAAGAAUACAAAAAAGUCCAUGGAAACUCAUAUCAUGCAUACCUUCAAAGAGGAUUUCUAUGGGGAAAUCCUCAGUGUGGCCAUCGUUGGCUACCUCAGACCAGAAAAGAACUUUGAUUCUUUAGAGUCACUUAUUUCAGCAAUUCAUGGUGAUAUUGAAGAAGCUAAGAAACGACUAGAUCUACCAGAACAUUUGAAACUCAAAGAAGACAAUUUCUUCCGGGUUCCUAAAAGCAAAAUAAUGAAUGGCCACUGAUGAAAAAUCAUCUUAUUUAUUCAUUCACUGUUUUUUAGUAUUUCACUGUUUAUAACUGUCCAGUCUCAUCUCAGUUAUAUUUUAAAAAUCAAACAUUUUCCUUCUGCUGUGAAUUAAACAGUACAAUGUCGUUACCUUAUUGUGCUUCACCUGUUAAAUUAAACCCAUCAUGUAAUAGCACUACAAAGAUUCAUUUAAAAAUCAAGUUUUUUUUAAAUAUGUUGAUUAAAAUGUACCACUAAAAAGGUAUUAAGGUAUUAUGAUGGAAAUGAAAUGUAUAUAAAUGUAGGUAAAAAGGCCAGUCACUAGUUUGAGAUUAGAACUAAAAUUCUUAUGGUAAAAUACCAGCAUGUAUGUCCUUAUAUAUCAUUUACUGCUAAGCAGAGAAAGCUAAUAAAAGUAAAUACAUUAAACAAAAGUUUGAUAGUUUAUUGUAAAUCUAAGGGGAAAUGUUCAGACUAUUUUAGAUAUUUUGUGCAUUAAUAUGUUAUUACAAAUGGGAAAUUUUUAUUCAUUCCCUUUGAACUCACAUUGUUGUAUCAUCUUAAUUUUUGUACAGAGCUGCCUCAAUUCUAAGUGGUCUAUUUUUUUAUUUGUUCGUUUAUAUAGUAAGACAGUAAAAUGAGUGUUUUUUGAAUCUAUAGAUCUUGUUUCUGUGUUGGAUAACACUUCUUUUUUUUAAGAGUAGAUAUUCUUCUUCCUCAACAUUUUUCUUGAUUUUUUUUUUUUUCCUUUAAACAAUUGCCAGUGUCAGUUUAUUCCAUUUAGAAUAUCCUACUGUGCCAGGCACAGGAAGGGAAGCCGGGACAGGAGGAUCACUUGAGGCCAGCCUGGGCAACAUAGUUGAGACCCCUCUCUAAAAAAACAUUAGUUUUCAAUAUUAAAAGCCAGAAUAUUCUACUUAAAAGAAAUUGCAUCUGCUUAUACCAUCCUGUCCCUUCACUGUAUGAACAAUGAUUAAGUGAAUGUAUGUACUGCAUUUUAAAACAAACAAAAAAAAGCCAGGUACAGUGGCUCAU